GCACCAGCUAUGUAUUAUUCCGUAGUUGUCAAUUAAUCAAUUGAUAAACAGUGUCGAAAAAUAUGUUUAAUGUUUAUUUUAUUGUAUAUAACCUACUUUACUGGUAUUGCGCAAUUGACGUCUUUAAAAUGUAAAUAACAGCAUAAUUGAAGUGCUUAAUUGUGCUUCAUCUAGAGAUGUUUGAUUUAGUCACAUGAAAUGCUUAAGAGUGGAAAGAUGUCUUUAAAUAUACCGUAAUUGCGUAAAGAUUUUAGAAACAUGUCUCGUAUUAGCGAUCCGGUCAAUUACAAAUUCGUUCCUGUGGAAAUUAAUGAAGUAGAUAUUUAUACCGGAAUAUUAAAACUACUUUCCUUUAUUAGACCUGAAUGGACAGCAGAGAAUAUUAAAUUCAAGGUCUUUACUGAUGGCAUUACAAAUAAACUUAUUGCGUGCCAGUACUUCUAUGAACAUGGGCUAGACAGUGAUAUAGUACUUGUUCGAAUUUAUGGAAAUAAAACAGAUUUGCUUAUUGAUAGAAAUGCUGAAGUUCGAAAUAUUACAAUCCUUAACAAAACAGGCUUGGCACCAAAAAUAUACGGUGUUUUUAAAAAUGGCUUAGCUUAUGAGUACUCUCCUGGUGUUACUCUUACCCCAGACACUGUGAUUGAUGCAAACAUUUCUAGUCUGGUUGCGAGGCAAAUGGCUAAAAUGCACAAAGUUCAACUUGGAAAAGAAAUAAAGAAAGAGCCGAUGAUAUGGGACAAAAUAGAGCAAUUCUUAGAUUUAAUUCCAGUGUUUUCUGAUGCGAAAAAACAAAACAGAUUUGCAAAUAGCUUUGGAUCAAUGACAAGACUACGGGUAGAGUUUGAACGCUUAAAAUCACUCUUAAUAAAAACUGAGAGCCCAAUUGUGUUUGCUCACAAUGAUUUGCUUCUAGGAAACGUGAUCCAUGAUGAAUCUAAAGGAAAAAUCUCGUUUAUAGAUUAUGAGUAUGCAUCAUAUAACUAUCAAGCGUUUGAUAUAGCAAAUCAUUUUAAUGAAUUUGUUGGUUUAUCGAUAGACGAUAUCGACUACAAAAGGCAUCCAAGCAAAGAUUUUCAGAUGAAUUGGAUCAAAAAUUAUCUUGAGGAAUAUUUGGAAACUGAUUUAGCUCCAUAUGCAGAUAUCGAAAGAGUUUAUAAGGAAGUACAACAACUCUCUUUAGCUUCUCAUUUCAUGUGGGGAGUGUGGUCGUUGGUGCAGUAUGAACUAUCGGAUAUCGAUUUUGACUUUGGCAGGUACGCAGAAAUACGACUGAACAGAUACUACGAGCAAAAGGACGAGAUAUUAAAGGAGUUACUGUGAUAUGAGGAUGUAGUUUAUUUUAUUAUUUGUUCGAAUGAUUGAUUCAUUAUGAGAUUACUAUAUGGUAUAAGUAGUAUAAUUUGUUAACAAUUUUAAUCUUUGUAUAUUAUAAUUAUAAAAUUAUAUUUAAUAAAUCUGAUAUAUAGGAAAUCACCUAUUUUGAACUUUAUUUUCAAUAAAAAUGAGUUGGUUUUGUA
Melitaea cinxia (Glanville fritillary) is the source of this 1520-nucleotide messenger RNA. It is a transcript of the gene eas, whose product is annotated as ethanolamine kinase. The record is from RefSeq and is a predicted model, not a curated record. The coding region runs from base 259 to 1323 and encodes 354 amino acids. The transcript has 7 exons. Gene Ontology annotation, biological process: phosphatidylethanolamine biosynthetic process. Gene Ontology annotation, cellular component: cytoplasm. NCBI's taxonomy places the organism in Eukaryota, Metazoa, Arthropoda, Insecta, Lepidoptera, Nymphalidae. Gene Ontology annotation, molecular function: ethanolamine kinase activity.